AUGUUUGGUAUUUGUUUUCGGGUGGGGAAUGUUCAAUGUGGUGUCAAUGGGUUAAGUCCUACUUACUUAAAGGGUAAGAGUUUUUGGGGUAUUAAGAUGCCCAGUGAUCCAUCCUGGGUUUGGAGGAAACUUUUAUCGCUUAGGGAUUUAAUCUUCCCUAUUAUCAAAUUCAAACUUGGUAAUGGUGAAAAUGUUUUCCUCUGGCAUGAUAACUGGCACCCCUUUGGUUCGCUCUUGCUUCGGUAUGGUUCUAGGAUUCUGUAUGAUACCAACCUUCCUGGCAAUUCUAAGGACCUAACACAGCUAUACAGAGGACAGAACAAAAGCCAACAACCUGUUCACCAUUCCUAUAAUCUAGCAAUAGGAAGAGUGAACAAGUCUCUUAAACCUUCCCUUGAUUCCCCUGAUAUUCCUGUGUGGAGUUUGAUUGCUGAUGGUUCCUUUUCUAUUCACUCUGCUUGGGAAUGCUGGAGGGACAAGGGCCCAAAGGUUACUUGGUCUAAUCUCGUUUGGGGUCCUCCUGUUAUCCCCAGGGUUAGCUUCAUUGUGUGGCUGGCUAUCCAUGAGAGACUUAACACUGGGGAUAGACUCCAAAUCUUUGGUCUUCUUAUGAGCCCUAGCUGCCCUUUAUGUUGUGCCCUUGAGGAAAACCAUUCCCAUCUGUUCUUUAGGUGUCACUACUCCUCUAGGAUUUGGGCUGUUAUCCAAGCUAAGUGUAAUUCCCACUGGCCUUCUUUGCCUUGGUUGGAACUUGUUGAGUUUGCUACUACAUCAAUCAAUGGUAAAUCUCUGAAAUGUAUGAUUAUGAAACUCUCUUUUCACUGCACUAUCUACCACAUCUGGAUGGAGAGAAAUAGUAGAAUCUUUAGUAAGGUUUUCAAACCUGAAGAGGUUGUCACUAACUCUAUCAUCCAAAUGGUUAGGGGUAGACUCCUUUCUAUGGAAAAUGUGAAAGCUUAUGCAGGUGACAACUGGUAUUUGGAACAAUGGAACCUACCUUCUAAAAUCCUAUUGCAGUCCCAAACUGCUGCAGCUGAAAGGAAUUUGAGUGGUGUGAAUUAUCCUACAUUGAGGGUUGAGUGA
This is a messenger RNA of Camellia sinensis, 1083 nucleotides long. The record is from RefSeq and is a predicted model, not a curated record. NCBI's taxonomy places the organism in Eukaryota, Viridiplantae, Streptophyta, Magnoliopsida, Ericales, Theaceae.